AUCUCCGCCUACAGACACACCAGCAUCAAAAGAUCCAGUCACCUGGCAUUAAUACUAUAAAGCCAGCAUCACAAAAAGCGCAGCAACGACGUUACUAACAUCAGAACUCCUUCAGUAUCUACUCAGCUGUAUUUUCUAUAUCUUUUGUGAAGCGCAUGUCUCUCUUAAUUCAAGGACUUUCUCCAACAUAACGAGCAAACGAGGCGUUUUGAAAAGCUUUUGUGUUUUCACUUCAGUGGAGAAAUACUGACAUACAAGUAAACAAGCUUUAUCUGAUGGGAUGCUACAGAAAGCAGUGGGCAGUCAAUGGGCUUUGGUCAUUGGUGAAUACACAUGAGUCUGUAAGUAAUACUGAUAAAGGAACACAGGACCGAGAGCCGUGGACAGUACAGGUGCUUAUAAAGUGUCCUAACAUAUGUAGACUCUGCUGUGGUUAAUAGAGGAAAAUAUUGACAGUGGAAGACAGGAGGAACAGCAAAGUCAAGUUGUGGCAUUAGUGAACAAUCCUGUCAUCAGCUCCUCACAUAACCACCCAAAGAGUGUAGGGGCGGCCCUCAACCUCAGUGAAAGCCAUUCCUUUCCACCCUCUGUCUCCCUCUCGUAAUCUUAGAGCCAAGAAUGUCCCUGUUUCCUUUCACCCGUCCGGUUGUGACAACAGUGCUGCUGUUAACCCUUACAACAAUUCUGACUGUUACCCAGGAUCAAGAAUUUGAUGAAGCUUACUACAAACCUUUGCCUCCUGGCUAUUCUUUUGGUUACCUUCAGACAAAUACAGUGCAACGAUUCUAUUAUAGACAAAGUCUACUGGAAUGUGCCUUCUAUGCUCUACAGAGCCAAUCGGAAUUCUUUACUUACAACGAAGUCAGCCAUGUUUGUAAGAAUUACUCACCGAAAAAUAUAAUGACAGUCGUCAGCACGAAUGACACCAACGAGUCUUCCUUCUAUAGAAAAAGAAAAUGGGUCAAAGCAUAUUUCCUAUCAAUGGGAGCUGGUUCAUUAGUCUAUAAUUCAUUUAUGAAUAUAGGAAAUCCUUCAACCUGGAAAGUAGAGAAAUGCAUCGAUAACUUUUGUCCUAACUUCUUCCGAAAUCCUAUUCUCGACUUCUGGAGCGAUCUUUCCAUCGAGGAGGUGAAACUAGUGAUUUAUAAAAACCAAACAGCUGUAGUUGAUAUGGUGUUUGAUGGACGAAAUACAACCCUUGAAAGCUGGUUCUCUCCUGAAAAGUUGAUAAGUUCUCCUUGGUCCGAUCUACCUCAAAGCUAUUGCUUGCCUACAAUCCGUGUAUAUUUUUGGAGUUGCUCAGUAGUAUCUGAAUGCCUUAAUUUGUUGUUUAUGCACAUUUACACAGCUGCUGACAGCAUUAGCAACAAUAGCAAUAACAGCAUCAGUGACAACAUUUGCAGUUCCCACAAUGGCAGCAACACUAACAAUAACAACAGCAGCAUCACUAUCAACACCAGACUUACCAAUAGCUUCCCUAACAUCUACAGUAGUAGACCGGACAACCCCUAUAGGUGCAACAACAACAGGUCCAGUGCCAUCACCAGCUAUAACAGCAGCAACAGUGACCCUGGCAGAAACACCAGCAGAACCUCAGCUAAUGACACCUCUGGCAGCAAUGGCAACUCCCCUACUGUUGGCAAGGACUGCAACAAUAACAAUGGUGCCUUAACUAUAACCAGCAGUGGUGAUAACAUUACUGAUGUCACCACUUCAAGUAAUGCCAAUACCAGCAGUCACAGCUCCAACAACUAUGUCGGUGACAGCAGCAGCAACAACAACAGCAACAGCAACAACACCAAUAGGUACAGCACCAACAACACACGCCCACAUAGAAACAUCAGAUGUUCUGGGAAAUCUUUCAAGCAGUGUAUUUCCAAUCAUGUCUUCUUCCAAAGUUCUUGA
This is a messenger RNA of Octopus sinensis (East Asian common octopus), 1905 nucleotides long. RefSeq lists its product as uncharacterized. The transcript is spliced from 7 exons. The coding region runs from base 619 to 1905 and encodes 428 amino acids. The record is from RefSeq and is a predicted model, not a curated record. NCBI's taxonomy places the organism in Eukaryota, Metazoa, Mollusca, Cephalopoda, Octopoda, Octopodidae.